Chrysoperla carnea is the source of this 1183-nucleotide messenger RNA. Its product is annotated as alpha-tocopherol transfer protein-like. The record is from RefSeq and is a predicted model, not a curated record. Gene Ontology annotation, cellular component: membrane. Gene Ontology annotation, molecular function: phosphatidylinositol bisphosphate binding. The transcript is spliced from 7 exons. NCBI's taxonomy places the organism in Eukaryota, Metazoa, Arthropoda, Insecta, Neuroptera, Chrysopidae. Bases 90 to 1025 code for a protein of 311 amino acids.
UAGUUAUUUUUAUUUUAAUUGUUGUGUGUUUUAUUAUUGAAUUUUACGUAAUUGUAUUCAACGUUUCCACCAACGUAUUGAUCAUUAAAAUGUCCAAUGAACUAAAAGUGAGCAUUGGUGAAGAUGGAAUUCCAUUCAUUCAAUUGGGACAAGAACAAUUACGAUUGGAUUUAGAGGAUCUGGAUGAUGAAUAUAAAAAAAUUGCUGAAAGUGAAUUACGUGAAACGCCUGAAAAUGUACAAGAAGCUGUAGAAAAAUUACGUGAAUUAAUUAGAGCUGAAGAAAAUUUAUCCAUUCCAUUGGAUGAUGAAACAUUUUUAUACAAAUUUUUAAGACCAUGUAAAUUUUAUGCAGAAAGUGCUUUUGUUCGUAUGAAAAAUUUUUAUAAAUUCAAAUUAAAGCAUGAAAAAAUGUGCUCUAAUUUAUUACCCAGCAAUGAACAAAACGUAUUCAAACAAGGAAUUAUAACAUUUAUGCCAAAACGAGAUCGUUUCAAAAGGCGUAUCAUGAUAAUACAAAGCGGAUAUAAAUGGAAACCAAAACAAUGUUCAUUAGAAGAAAUAUUUAAAGCUGUUAUGCUAGCAUUAGAAGCAGCUAUGUACGAACCAAGAACACAAGUAACUGGUGCUGUUGUUAUUUUAGAUAUGGAGGGUUUGUCUUUAUCACAUGUUUAUCAAUUUUCACCACAAUUUGCAAAAAUGGUCCUCGAUUGGGUUCAGGAAUGUGUUCCAUUACGACUUAAAGGUGUUCACAUAAUUAAUCAACCAUUUAUAUUUAAUAUGCUGUAUGCGAUAUUUAAACCAUUCUUACGGGAAAAAUUAAGAAAUCGAGUAUACUUCCAUGGUAAACAGCGUGCACAGUUAGUUGAAUAUAUUGGACCUGAAUCUGUACCAGCAGCAAUUGGUGGAAAAUUAGAAAUACCUGAAAUACCUGGCCUUGUUUUAUAUGAUAUUUUAUGCGAAUAUGAAGAAGAAUAUAAAGCUUGCAACGAAAUUGGUUACAUGAACUGUAUCAGCGUUAAAUAAAAGUCAAGUUGGUGGAGUGCUCUAAGCGAUAUUAUGGAAAAUUGAAAAUGUGAUAGCAACUAGAUAAGAAAUCGAUUUAAUGAAAAUAUUUUUUAUACAUAACUAAUGUAUUUUUAACCUAUUAUUUUGAAAUUUAAAGAUAGAUUUAAAAUUUUUUA